UGCGGCAACAUCGCAUAGAACAUGUUGUAUACUCUUUUAAUUUAUUUUAUUUCGGCACGUUUGUAUACUCUUUAGUUACAUACGUAGUUGGCUUGGACCCUAUUUUGCAAUUUUUUUGUCAAACAUUUACAUCACAGUAUUAUGAUAUAAGGAUGACAAAACUCGUCACAGCCUAGAGUUGAAGACUAAUCUAUAUAAGGGUAAUGAGACAUUACUUUUUAGUUUUAAAGUGUAUAUCAUCACAACUAAUUGAAAUAAAUAUGUGGAUAUACCUCAUCUGAUUGAUAGGAUAAGCAAGAUUGGGUAUGUAUAUUGUAUAGUAUCCAAGUUUGAGAGAACAACUUAACUACGUAAAGGUUGAUAUAUGGAACAUAUAAUUAAUGACCAUUCAAAAAUUAAAGCAUCAGAGAUCGUGGACAUACAUGUCGCAUGGGGUUCACUGACAGAUGAAUGCUACUUUCUUUUACCCAUUAACCACUAGACAUUCAAGCAUGGUGAUUUGAUGUUACAAACUUACAACCUCUAAAAACCUCCAGUAAUUAUUUAAUUCUUUGUCGAAUUUCAAUCUCGAACCCAACGAAGUACAUAUGUGAGUUUUAAUUUUAUGUCACCAAACAUAGUUAUUAUGUUGGUUGGGUUGUUGUAAGGAUUAUAUAUGGGUUCUCUUAUCUUUUGAGUUUAAAUAAGUGACCAGGCGAUAGGUAUUUAUGUAUAUAUCAUCGUCGCGUAACUAACUUAUGGUAGUAGUUAUAAGACGACUUAAACAUCACAUUCAAAUGUAUUUGAUGAUACAUUGAUACGCAUGUUAUCAUUUUCACAAUGAUUGUUUAUGCUUUAGUUGACACACAACAUCAACCAACAUGAGAUUGGGACUGGGAUUGCAUGCGGAGACUGGUUCGAAUUCUUUUAUUGUGGUUCAUCAAUGGUGAUUAUUUUAAUGUCUUGGAUGGUAAAAGUAUUCGACAAUCUAUAAAUUUAAAAACUAGCCCUCGUUUUGAACCAUGUGUGAAAUAGAUACAUUGAACCAUUGCACACACACAAUGGCUUGAACUUAUUAUAACAACCCAUUUUGGUAUAUAAAUUGGCAAAUUGCAGUUUUUUUUUGUUUUUAGAGUGAUGUAAAAUUUUCUUAGAAAUUAGUAACCUAUAUUUUUUGACCAAAAAAAAUAUUAACGUUUCAUUAAAAAAUAUUUUUUUUUUAAUAUUUAAAAUAUUAUAUUUCUAAUUUUGUAAACAAAAACCAACCAUUAUAAAAAUAAACCACUGAAACUUAUCUAUCAAUCUUACCAAAACAAGUUGGUCACAAGAAAUAGAAAUAUAUAUACGUAAUUUUUUAAAAUUAAUUUAAAUCAUACUAAAUUUUCUUUUAACUAUAUUUAAAUUUUAAAAAAAAGUAGUUGGUGGAGGAGUUAUAAUUCCAUGACAAAGGUAAUUUAAGACAAAAGCUCACUAUGUCACUUAACUCUAUAAAAUCCGUACACUUCCUACAACUUUGACACAACUUGGAAACGUAAAAAACACAAUACACUCUCUCUCUCUCUCACUCUCUCCCAUGGAGCUCUUUUCACUCCCUUCUCUGUUCCUUCUCUCCACACUCUUCGUCUUCUACAUCUCCAAGUUUCUCAACAAAAGAAGCCAAAGAAACUGUUACAUGCUUCACUACGAGUGCUUCAAGGGCAAAGACGAGAGAAAACUCGACACCGAGACGUGCGCCAAGGUCGUUGAACGAAACAAGCACUUAGGUCUCGAAGAGUACAGGUUCCUUCUACGCACGAUGGCUAGCUCAGGGAUCGGAGAAGAAACCUAUGGCCCGAUAAACGUCCUCCAAGGCAGGGAAGCCUCUCCUACUCUCCUCGACGCUUACUCCGAGAUGGACGAGAUCAUGUUCGAAACCCUAGACAAGCUUUUCCACAAGACAAAAGGCUUUGUCUCUCCUUCCGACAUAGACAUUCUCGUCGUCAACGUCUCUCUCUUCGCUCCGUCUCCUUCUCUGACCUCGCGCGUCAUCAACAGAUACAAGAUGAGAGAAGACAUCAAAUCCUUUAACCUCUCGGGGCUAGGGUGUAGCGCGAGCGUUAUAUCGAUAGAUAUAGUGCAACGCAUUUUCGAAACGCGGGAAAACGCGUUUGCGCUCGUGGUGAGCACCGAGACGAUGGGUCCUCACUGGUAUUGCGGUAAAGAUAGGUCGAUGAUGUUGUCAAACUGUUUAUUCCGUGCUGGAGGAAGCUCUGUGCUGUUAACCAACGCGGCUAGGUUCAAGAACAGGGCUCUGAUGAAGCUAGUGACUGUGGCACGUGCCCACGUAGGGGCUGAAGACGAGGCUUACUCGUGCUGCAUGCAGAUGGAGGACAAAGAUGGCCACCCAGGGUUCCUCCUAACGAAGUACCUUAAAAAAGCAGCUUCUCGUGCCCUAACCAAGAACCUCCAAGUCCUCCUGCCAAGAGUCUUGCCAGUCAAGGAACUGAUCCGCUACGCGAUAGUACGUGCGAUUAAACGAAGAACCACCACAAAAAGAGAGUCUACGAGCUCGGGGAUAGGUCUAGACUUGAAGACAGGGCUGCAGCAUUUUUGUAUUCACCCUGGAGGAAGAGCUAUUAUCGAAGGGGUCGGAACAAGCUUAGGGCUCACGGAGUUUGAUAUUGAGCCGUCGAGAAUGGCGCUUCAUAGGUUCGGUAAUACAUCCUCUGGUGGUUUGUGGUAUGUUCUUGGUUAUAUGGAAGCUAAGAAGAGGUUAAAGAAAGGUGACAAGAUACUAAUGAUGAGUAUGGGAGCUGGGUUCGAGUCUAACAACUGUGUUUGGGAGGUUCUUAAGAAUCUUGAUGGUAAAAAUGUUUGGGAAGAUUCCAUGGAUCGAUAUCCUGAACUGUCCAAGAUCCCUAACCCGUUCGUUGAGAAGUAUGACUGGAUCAAUGAUGAUACCAUGAGCUUUAUUCGUGUUUGAUCCAUAACAAGUAAGCAAUGAGGAAAAUAAGAUCGAAAAAUAUCUUUUUCCAAUAUAUUUGUAUGAAAUAUUGUGUGUUUGAAGUUUGUAUUAUUUGUAAUGUUUAGACCGACAAGUUGCUAUAUUCGACUACUUUUCUACUCUUUUCCCCGUUUUGAAUUUAAUAUAAAAGUAAUAAUCGA
This is a messenger RNA of Brassica rapa (field mustard), 3123 nucleotides long. RefSeq names its product 3-ketoacyl-CoA synthase 19. Gene Ontology annotation, molecular function: acyltransferase activity, transferring groups other than amino-acyl groups. Gene Ontology annotation, cellular component: membrane. NCBI's taxonomy places the organism in Eukaryota, Viridiplantae, Streptophyta, Magnoliopsida, Brassicales, Brassicaceae. The record is from RefSeq and is a predicted model, not a curated record. Gene Ontology annotation, biological process: fatty acid biosynthetic process.